This is a messenger RNA of Cottoperca gobio, 1454 nucleotides long. It is a transcript of the gene ckba, whose product is annotated as creatine kinase, brain a. Gene Ontology annotation, biological process: phosphocreatine biosynthetic process. Lineage: Eukaryota; Metazoa; Chordata; Actinopteri; Perciformes; Bovichtidae. Bases 156 to 1301 code for a protein of 381 amino acids. The transcript has 8 exons. The record is from RefSeq and is a predicted model, not a curated record. Gene Ontology annotation, molecular function: creatine kinase activity.
GGUCUGCUAUAAAGACGACCUGAAACCAUCAUUCAGAGCGGAGAUCUGCUGGGACGCUGCAGUCGGUUUGUUAGCUUCUGUUCGGAACAAUAGGGAUCUUUGUCUCAACCCCUGGUAGUUUUUCUAGUCCUCAAAUUCGACAGCAGGGAGCAGCCAUGCCUUUCGGUAACACGCACAACGAGAUGAAGAUGAAGUACGCUUCGGAGCAGGAGUAUCCGGAUCUCACCAAACAUAACAAUCAUAUGGCCAAGAUCCUGACUCCUGCUAUGUACGAGCGGCUGAGGAGCAAACAGACACCCAGUGGAUUUACUCUGGAUGAUGUCAUUCAGACUGGGAUUGAUAACCCAGGCCACCCCUUCAUCAUGACUGUGGGCUGCGUCGCCGGAGACGAGGAGACAUACGAGGUCUUCAAAGAGCUGCUGGACCCCGUGAUCGAGGACAGACAUGGAGGAUACAAACCCUCAGACAAGCACAAGACUGACAUCAACGCAGCCAACCUGAAGGGUGGCGACGACCUUGACCCCAACUACGUCCUGAGCUCCCGAGUGCGAACAGGCCGCAGCGUCCGCGGCUUCUGCCUGCCACCCCACUGCAGCCGAGGAGAGAGGCGUGCUGUGGAGACUCUCUCCAUCGAAGCUCUGGCCUCCCUGAGUGGAGACCUGAAUGGGAAAUACUACGCCCUGAAGAACAUGACAGAUGCUGAGCAGCAGCAGCUCAUCGACGACCAUUUCCUGUUUGAUAAGCCAGUGUCUCCUCUGCUGCUGGCCUCAGGGAUGGGCCGGGACUGGCCCGACGCCAGGGGCAUCUGGCACAACGAUAACAAGACAUUCCUGGUGUGGGUCAAUGAGGAGGACCACCUGCGUGUGAUCUCUAUGCAGAAAGGCGGCAACAUGAAGGAAGUGUUCAAUCGUUUCUGUACCGGACUCACCAAGAUCGAGACCUUGUUCAAGGAGAGAAACCAUGCUUUCAUGUGGAACGAGCAUCUGGGCUACGUCCUCACCUGCCCAUCUAACCUGGGCACAGGCCUGCGUGCAGGUGUGCACGUGAAGCUGCCAAACAUGAGCAAAAAUGCCAAGUUUGAGGAUGUUCUCAAGAAGCUGAGGCUCCAGAAACGUGGAACUGGUGGCGUGGACACAGCUGCUGUGGGCGGAGUGUUUGACAUUUCCAACGCAGACAGACUGGGCUUCUCCGAGGUGGAGCUGGUGCAGAUGGUGGUUGACGGCGUAAAGCUGCUGGUAGACAUGGAGAAGAGGCUGGAGAAGGGCCAGUCCAUCGACGAAAUCAUGCCCGCCCAGAAGUAAAACCAUCCAGCCCAACAACCUCACCCCCCCCCUCCCUGUUUGAAUGAUUUUGACUCUGUCCCUGAAUGCACUCUGUAUCACAGUUUGGAUUUGUGUAUUUAAGAUGAAACUGUUCCGGUGAGGAUGAAAAUAAAAUAAAUGUUCUUCAACUGC